Molecule: messenger RNA, 1882 nt
Organism: Theobroma umbraticum
Lineage: Eukaryota; Viridiplantae; Streptophyta; Magnoliopsida; Malvales; Malvaceae
Product: G protein alpha subunit 1
Biological process (GO): adenylate cyclase-modulating G protein-coupled receptor signaling pathway
Cellular component (GO): cytoplasm; heterotrimeric G-protein complex
Molecular function (GO): GTPase activity; G protein-coupled receptor binding; guanyl nucleotide binding
Source: RefSeq, a predicted model, not a curated record
UUUGGUCAAAAUAUGGGAAGAUACUCGAGACUUUCUGAGCAGAGAGAAUCAGCGAGAAAAGCAAAGGAAAAAGAAAGCAGUAGGAGCAGUAGGAGCAGCAGCAGCUGCUGCGGUGGCAGAGUCUAGUCUAAGCGCGUACAUGUAUUUUCCCAAGACAACCUUUCUCUCAUACUAUAGUAUACAUACUAAUAUAAAUAGAAGGUGUUUCUGUGUUUUUUUCUCUGUUGCUAUUAUUUGAAGGUACACAUCUUUCCAACUUUGACUGAAGAUAGAGAGAAAGAGACGGCAGCCAAAGCCAAAGCCUCUGCAGCUUUCGGCGCUCUUGCUUUCUUUGCUUCCUUGCUCCUCUUUCUCUCUUCUUCCUUGCCUCCCUAACAUCUCUUCCUUUUUAUUUAUAUUAACACUUUCACACUCGAACUUAAACAAAGUUUCAAACGUUUUUUAUUACAGAUAAUAAAAUAACAUAUCCAUACUUAGCAAAAAAACAAAGCAAAAGCUUUUUUCUUUUUAACUCUCUCUCUCUCUCUCUCUCUGGUUGCUUGCCCUGCCCCAAUUGUCCACAUCUAAAGCUAACCCUUUUACUCCAUCAACCCCACCAGGCGUUUCUUCUUGUUAUUUGGCUGGCUUAAAUGCAUUAUUAGCAAAUAUUAUAAGACGCAAGGGCACAUAAGACACCUUGUGGAGCUUGAUACAUGCAUCUUCUAUGCUGUCUACUGUUCUAGAGAAUAUGGGCUUACUCUGCAGCAAGAACCGUCAUUACACUGAAGCAGAUGCUGAGGAGAACGCACAGGCAGCGGAAAUUGAAAGGAGAAUUGAACAAGAAACAAAGGCUGAAAAGCAUAUCCAGAAGCUUCUACUACUUGGUGCUGGUGAAUCUGGGAAGUCAACCAUUUUUAAGCAGAUAAAACUCCUGUUCCAAACUGGUUUUGACGAGGCAGAGCUAAAGAGCUAUAUCCCAGUCAUCCAGGCCAACAUCUAUCAGACUAUAAAAAUAUUGUAUGAUGGAUCAAAGGAAUUUGCUCAAAAUGAUGCAUGCUCUUCCAAAUAUGUUUUAUCCAGCGAAAAUAAGGUUAUUGGAGAGAAACUAUCAGAAAUUGGAAGCAGAUUGGAUUAUCCACGUCUAAAUAGAGAACUUGCACAUGAGAUAGAAACUGUGUGGAAAGAUUCUGCAAUUCAGGAAACCUAUGUUCGUGGUAAUGAACUUCAAGUUCCGGAUUGUGCGUCUUAUUUCAUGGAAAAUUUGCAAAGAUUGUCUGAUGCAAAUUAUAUUCCAACAAAGGAGGAUGUUCUAUAUGCAAGAGUUCGCACAACUGGUGUUGUAGAAAUCCAGUUCAGCCCUGUGGGCGAAAAUAAGAAAAGUGGUGAAGUAUAUAGACUCUUUGAUGUCGGAGGCCAGAGAAAUGAGAGAAGGAAAUGGAUCCAUCUUUUUGAAGGUGUUACAGCUGUUAUCUUUUGUGCUGCUAUUAGCGAGUAUGAUCAAACUCUCUUUGAGGAUGAACAAAAGAACCGUAUGAUGGAGACAAAAGAACUCUUUGAUUGGGUCUUAAAGCAACCAUGCUUUGAGAACACGUCCUUCAUGCUGUUUCUAAACAAAUUUGACAUAUUUGAAAAGAAGGUUCUAAAAGUUCCAUUAAAUGUGUGUGAGUGGUUCAAAGAUUACCAGCCAGUUUCAACUGGAAAACAAGAGAUUGAGCAUGCAUAUGAGUUUGUAAAGAUGAAAUUCGAGGAGUUGUAUUUUCAAAGCACAGCCCCUGAUCAAGUGGAUCGGGUAUUUAAGAUCUACAGAACCACUGCCCUUGACCAGAAGCUCGUGAAGAAAACUUUCAAACUCGUGGACGAGACUUUGAGACGGAGAAAUCUCUUCGAGGCUGGGUUGUUGUGA